CCCCGCCCGGCCCGUGGCGGCCCGGCAGAGCACACGUACGGGGAGGUGAACCAGCUGGGUGGUGUCUUCGUGAACGGGCGCCCGCUGCCCAACGCCAUCCGCCUGCGGAUCGUGGAGCUGGCCCAGCUCGGCAUCCGCCCGUGCGACAUCAGCCGCCAGCUGCGGGUCUCGCACGGCUGCGUCAGCAAGAUCCUGGCCCGCUACAACGAGACCGGCUCCAUCCUGCCCGGAGCCAUCGGGGGCAGCAAGCCGCGUGUCACCACCCCCAACGUGGUCAAACACAUCCGCGACUACAAGCAGGGCGAUCCCGGCAUCUUCGCCUGGGAGAUCCGCGACCGGCUGCUGGCCGACGGCGUCUGCGACAAGUACAACGUGCCGUCGGUCAGCUCCAUCAGCAGGAUCCUGAGGAACAAAAUCGGCAGCCUCUCGCAGCCCGGCGGCCCUUACGACGGCGGCAAGCCCCCCCCGCAGCCGGCCCUGCCCUACAACCCCCUUUACCAGUACCCGUACCCCGGUCCCAUGGCCCCGCCGGCAGCCAAGAUGAGCGCUCAUCCCGGGCCCGUCCCCGCGGCCCACGUCGGGCUGCCUCGCUCCUGGCCCUCGGCUCAUUCUGUCACCAACAUCCUGGGCAUCCGCACGUUCGUGGAGCAGACGGGCGCUUUGGGUGGUACGGAGGGCUCUGCCUACCCCCCCAAAAUGGAAGACUGGCCCGGCGUGAACAGGACUGCCUUCCCUUCCGCCCAGGCCGACAAAGCCGCGGUGGAAGGGGACAUCAAAUACCCGCAGCCCGCCCCGGGACUCUCCUCCGUGGGCAGCUUUCUCCCGGCCUGCGCUUAUCCCCCCGGUAACCAGCACGGCGUCUACGGCGCGCCCGGCGGCUACAUCCCCCCGGGACACCCCUGGCAGCCGCAGGGCCACCACGGCCCCGGUGUGACGGUACAC
Meleagris gallopavo (turkey) is the source of this 942-nucleotide messenger RNA. The record is from RefSeq and is a predicted model, not a curated record. Lineage: Eukaryota; Metazoa; Chordata; Aves; Galliformes; Phasianidae.